CUUGAAGACUGUAUGUAUCUGGGUCCGAGGCGUUUCAGUUGAGACGAUUUCUAACGAUUAAAAGUUCUCGUCACUGCUGCUUUUAUCUUCUUCGUAGCAUUCAACGGAUGCGAAUAUCGUAUCAUUGCGAAACAUGGCAUGUUCGUCCAUCAGUGGGAGAUAUCUUUACGAUCCCAAACGAACUUCCUUUGGCUUGCUUAUCUCGACGAGAAUUUCUACAUAUUCGUAGUGGCUUGUCUCAAGGUUUCGAUACUUUUGGAUUGGGUUCGCAUAUUCGUCCCUGUUCGCACUCGAAAUACGUUCUUCUGGACAUGCCAUGUACUUCUAUGGCUUAACCUCCUUUUUAUAUCACUUGUCUCAUCUCUUUUAACAUCGUAUGCACGCCCCCACAGAAGAGAUGGGAUACGACCAUAGAAGGAGGUCAUUGUUUCAACGCUAUGAUACUGCUGCGUUCUACCGGGAUCUUUAACUUGGUAUCAGACUUCAUAAUUUUUCUUGCCCCCCAAUGCAUUAUUCGGAAAUUGCGCAUGCCACGAAGAAAAAAGCUAUCAAUUUCGUUUGUGUUUGCGAUGGGUCUACUAUAAGUUCAUAUCUCUCUAAGACACGUUGGAUUCUAACGAUAUCGAUAUCAAAGUUGUAUGGUAUUCGCAGGCUGUCGAGUUGGUCUCUCGGUAAGGGGCCUUUAUCAGUGGGAUAUGACCUAUGACCCGUCAAAAAUAUUCUUAUGGGCAGAGGGCGAAAUGACUGCCCUAUUCUUCGUUGCCUGCUUACCCUCGACUCCAAAGACGGCUAGCAGCAUAAAAUCGAAGUACACGUCUUGGGCUUCUAAGUUUCUGGCCUCAUCGUUGGUAAAUGCCAAAGAAACGAAAGGACAUGUCAGGAGUCUCACUUGAGACUCCUUGGAACAAAGGAGC
Daldinia caldariorum is the source of this 914-nucleotide messenger RNA. RefSeq lists its product as uncharacterized. The record is from RefSeq and is a predicted model, not a curated record. Lineage: Eukaryota; Fungi; Ascomycota; Sordariomycetes; Xylariales; Hypoxylaceae. The transcript has 3 exons. Bases 139 to 414 code for a protein of 91 amino acids.